AUGACUGAAAAUAUGGAGAUCGGAAACGAAGUUGACCAACUCCAAAGCCGUUCGCUAGAAGACGUUGCAUCAUGCUCGUCUUCGAUAUUGAACUCACCGGAGGUCAACGUCGUUGAUUCGGAAACCUUUUCCGAUGGUGUAUCUACUGCUGUGGAGGAUACAUCGAUUGAAAGCCAUGAAGAGUCGGCGCAAGUCCAAGGGGCUCUUCAUGGCAAGAAAUUUCCCAGAAGACUGUGUGGCUCGGAAAGGAAGCGGUUCAAGAAGUUGCUUGAAGAUGGGCACGAUAGAGACGAGGCCCGUCUUCUCGCAAUCAACCCUUCGAAAACGAGCCAAAAUCGGACAGUCAAAAGACCGAGACAGAUCGACUCCUCUAAUUGCAGUGAAAGCAAUCCUCUUCCAAAAAGGAAGAAGGAAUGUCAGACUACUGCUACUCGGAAGGAGUCAGUGGAUAGGCGGAUGGAGGUGAUCAGAGGUAAUGCCACUGGGACUGCAAACAGCCCGGUCGGUAAACCUAAAGCGCCUCCUACCUACACUGAAGUCCUUAGCCAGUUCAAUGUUGGAGUGAUGCCUAAGGACUAUCCGAUGUCUCAGCUCUCGACUACCAUGAUGGAACUAGUAGAAGAGUCCAUCCUGGCUAUAGUCGUUGAUAAGAGAAAGGAACAAUUCAAGCCCAAAUUCACCAACUGCAGGUUUAGGUCCGGGUUUAUGGUAAUAGAGUACCAGAACCAGGAAACUGCAGACUGGCUGAAAGGAAUUGUUCCGAGUAUCAAGCCAUGGGAAACAGAUGAUCUGAUGGUUGUUGAUAGUGAAUCUAUCCCGAGACCAGAAAUUUUAGCUGUCUUCUUUCCCAAAAGUGAGAAAAACGACAAUAAAACCAUAUUGGCUCUGGUUGAAGGCCAUAAAGACAUUGCCACUGGUUCUUGGAGGGUGUUAAAGCGCAAGCCCAUCAAGAAUCAUGUGCAGCUUAUCCUGUCAGUAGACGAAGCGUCAGCGAAAAAAAUCGCUGAUUGGAACUACAAACUGAAUUAUAAAUUCGGAAUUAUAUACCCGCGGAAAAUCAGGGCUGGUCGAAAUUUCGAAAGCGCCAGGUCUGAAACCACGAAAAAUGCUGUAAUCGCCGAAAAAGUUCUGCCUUCACUACCGGUGUAA
Molecule: messenger RNA, 1149 nt
Organism: Wyeomyia smithii (pitcher-plant mosquito)
Lineage: Eukaryota; Metazoa; Arthropoda; Insecta; Diptera; Culicidae
Exons: 1
Coding region: 1-1149 (382 amino acids)
Source: RefSeq, a predicted model, not a curated record